Messenger RNA from Polyodon spathula (Mississippi paddlefish), 1639 nucleotides. RefSeq names its product solute carrier family 66 member 3-like. The record is from RefSeq and is a predicted model, not a curated record. The coding region runs from base 95 to 706 and encodes 203 amino acids. The transcript has 7 exons. Lineage: Eukaryota; Metazoa; Chordata; Actinopteri; Acipenseriformes; Polyodontidae.
GGGCGGUUUUUCUCAGGAAGAAGUCUGGUUUUGUGAAAGUAGUUGGCAGCUGGUUCCAGUACUAAACGCUUAGGCUGACAAUAAAGACGUUACGAUGAGUGCAGAUCUAGUGUUACAUUUUGCUAAUUUUAGCACCUUAUGUGUGUGCUUGGUGCUCAAAUUCCCACAGAUGUUUGUUCUCAUUUCAGCUAAAUCAUCCAGAGGCGUUAGCUUGAAAAGUUUACUGCUAGAAUUGACGGGGUACAUUGUGGUUCUCUCAUACCAAAGUUACUAUGAAUACCCAUUGUCAACGUACUUGGAGUAUCCCAUGCUUAUUGCUCAAGAUGCGAUUCUUCUGUUGCUGGUGUUCUACUACAAUGGAAAUCUGAACCACUGUCUACUCCCUGCAAUUCUAUUUAUUGCUGGAUGGCGUCUUGUAACUUUUCAGAAGUGGAUUAUUGAUUUGGCCAUGAGCCUGUGCACCUUCCUCAGUGCUGCUAGUAAAUUUGCACAGCUACAGUGUUUGUGGGAAACCAGAGAUGCUGGGCAAGUAAGUGCCCUGACAUGGGGCAUGGCCAUAUACAGCAGUUUAGCAAGGAUUGUUACUGCAUUAAUGACAACAGGGGACUUUCAAGUCCUUGCAAGGUUCCUUAUUAUGCUACUUCUCAAUGCCUGGGUUAUGGCCACCAUAGUGUACUACAGGAGAGUAGGAAAGAAGCAGGAGUAAUUCCAGCCUUGUACACUGUCAUUCAUCAUGGACCAAGACGGCAUUAAUAACCAUUUAUUCUAUACCAAAUAUUACUUGAAAUGGCUUUCCCUAAAUAUUAUUUCAGAAGCAAAGGCAUUGUACAUGUGCAUUGUCUAUGUUGUUAUUUCUUGUAACAAUAUUCUCAGCGUUGACUUGCAUAAUUUUUAUUGCAAAUCAGGCCUGGAAUAAUGCCUGUAACAAAUAAUUGGAUACCAGACAUAUAAUCAAGUUAAUUGAUUACUAUUUUUUUAUUACAUAAAAACAAUUUGAAAUAAUGCACUUUUUGUAAUUUAUAUGCACAAGUAUUUAAAUGUAUAGCAAUGGGCUUUUGAUUAUAGCAGUGCUUAAAACAUAUUUAGAUGAGUUUUUAUAUGUUCAUAUUUUCUUACAGCUUAAAACACUUAACUAGCUAAGCAAAACUGCAGUUUUUCUGUCUCUGAAAAAACUAGUUAUCUGCAGCUUCUCGUAUCUUGGCGUCUGGGCAGACAGCCAGUUAGCAGGUGUCUAACCAAGAUGCGUGGAGGAGGGGAAAAUUAGUACACUGUGUGAAAACAUAUCACCGCAAACAACAAACCAGUUUGAAACAUUUUGUAACAGCAAUAAAAAUUGGGUAUUAGGUUAGUAAAGGAAAUGGGGGUGGAAAUGCUAAUAUAUUCAUAGUAUUUAAUGUAAUGUUUUUGUUUGAAUUGUCAGUCAAUUCUUUGAUUUGAGUAUUUAUAUAUAUAGUUAAAACUGUAUAUAUAGUAUUACUUCAAUUUGGCGCCGCCCUCAUAUUAAAGACGCUCUCGUAUUGACGCUGCAGUUAUACAUCAGCUUAAUAAUAGAGACUGCCCUCAAAUAAACGCUGCUAUCAAUAAAGAAACAUCAAUGUAUUUUUUUUCUCCCCCUGCUAAAAAAAAACAAAAAAAAAAC